AGAGAGAGAGAAACGCCGAAGAAGGGUUUUGGUUUGAAAGAAAAAACGAUUAUAGAGAGUGGCUCGAGUCGAGACUCGAUAGUGUGGGGGUGUGUUAGUUUUUGUUAUUGCAAACCACACAACAAGAGCACAGAUUAAAACUCCAUUUUAAAUAGCCGUUAAGUGGGUUUUCUUCUCCCGCCAUGGCUCAGCUCGAGACCCAGUCCCAGAGCCAGAGCCAGUCCCAACAGCAACCCCCAUUAGACCACAUCCACCAGACCAAGUCUUUGAUUUCCGCUCUCAACUUCGUCUCCCGGAACCUCCCUCUCCCUGCUGACCUCCUAGACACCGUUUCCUCCAUCUAUCAUGACGCCGAACGAGAUAGCCACCUCGCAAGAUCUGACCAGAGUGACUCGGAAAAUCAUGCUGAUAUUUCCGAAGAAUUGUUACCUGAACUUCAAGAGGCACUGCUGAAACAGCGUUCUAAUGGCAUGUCAAGUUUUGAAUUAACAGAAUCAAGGGAAAAACGUUAUCAAAGCCACAUUCAACAUCGAUUAACUGAACUUGAAGAAUUACCUUCAAGUAGAGGAGAGGACUUGCAGACGAAGUGCUUGCUUGAGCUUUAUGGAUUAAAGCUAGCAGACUUGCAAAAGAAGGUUCGCUCUGAUGUCAGUUCAGAGUAUUGGCUACGCACAAACUGUGCACAUCCUGACAAACAGCUAUUUGACUGGGGCAUGAUGCGUUUGCGUCGCCCAAUAUAUGGUGUUGGUGAUGCUUUUGCCAUGGAGGCUGAUGAUCAAUUCAGAAAGAAACGGGAAGCUGAGAGGCUCUCAAGGUUACAAGAAGAGGAGAAAAAUCAGAUUGAAACUCGGAAAAGAAAAUUUUUCGCUGAAGUCCUUAAUGCAGUUCGUGAAUUCCAAUUGCAAAUUCAAGCUUCUUUGAAACGCCGAAAACAAAGGAAUGAUGGAGUCCUGGCAUGGCAUGGAAGGCAAAGGCAACGUGCAACACGGGCUGAGAAAUUGAGGUUUCAAGCAUUAAAAGCCGAUGAUCAAGAAGCUUACAUGAGAAUGGUGAAGGAGAGCAAGAAUGAGCGAUUGACAAUUCUUCUUGAAGAAACAAAUAAACUCCUUGUUAAUUUGGGAGCUGCUGUUCAACGUCAGAAAGAUAAUAAAAGUUCAGAUGGAAUUGAAUCCUUGAAUGGCUCUGAAUCUGAUUCGCCUGAGUUGGAUGAAGAAUUUAUUGAUUCUGAUCGAAAUGAUGAGGCCAACGACUUACUUGAAGGUCAGCGGCAGUAUAACUCAGCCAUUCACUCCAUUCAGGAGAAGGUAACAGAGCAACCAUCCAUGCUGCAAGGUGGAGAAUUAAGACCAUAUCAAGUAGAAGGACUACAGUGGAUGCUCUCAUUGUUCAAUAACAACCUAAAUGGAAUUUUGGCUGAUGAGAUGGGACUAGGAAAAACAAUUCAAACCAUUUCUCUGAUUGCUUACCUCAUUGAGCACAAGGGCGUGCAUGGACCCCACUUGAUAGUGGCCCCAAAGGCAGUUCUACCAAACUGGGUUAAUGAAUUUGCAACAUGGGCUCCUAGUAUUGCAGCUAUUCUCUAUGAUGGGCGUUUGGAUGAAAGAAAGGCAAUGAAAGAAGAGUUAGCUGGGGAAGGAAAAUUUAAUGUGCUGAUCACACAUUAUGACCUAAUUAUGAGAGAUAAAACGUUUUUAAAGAAAAUUCCUUGGUGCUACCUGAUUGUAGACGAAGGCCAUAGAUUGAAAAAUCAUGAAUGUGCUCUUGCACAAACACUGGCAGGUUAUGAUAUGCGACGGAGACUCCUAUUGACUGGUACUCCAAUACAGAAUAGUUUGCAGGAGCUAUGGUCCCUGCUUAAUUUUCUUCUUCCACACAUUUUUAAUUCAGUUCAGAACUUUGAGGAUUGGUUUAAUGCACCAUUUGCUGAUCGGGGAGAUAUUUCUCUAACAGAUGAGGAACAGUUGUUGAUUAUUCGCCGUCUUCAUCAUGUUAUAAGACCAUUUAUAUUGAGGAGGAAAAAAGAUGAAGUGGAGAAAUACCUUCCUCAAAAAUCUCAGGUCAUACUGAAAUGUGAUAUGUCAGCGUGGCAGAAAGUAUAUUAUCAACAAGUUACUGAUGUGGGUAGAGUUGGACUAGAUAAUGGCAGUGGGAAGUCGAAGAGUCUACAGAACCUUACAAUGCAGCUGAGGAAAUGUUGUAACCACCCAUAUCUUUUUGUGGGAGAGUAUAAUAUGUGGCGCAGGGAAGAGAUCAUCCGAGCAUCUGGAAAAUUUGAACUGCUGGAUCGUUUACUCCCAAAACUCCAAAGAGCUGGGCACAGGGUCCUGCUUUUUUCACAAAUGACUCGUCUUAUGGACAUUCUUGAAAUCUAUCUGCGCCUUCAUGAAAUUAAGUUUCUUAGACUUGAUGGUUCAACAAAAACUGAGGAAAGAGGGACUCUGCUAAAGCAAUUUAAUGCUCCAGACUCCCCUUUCUUCAUGUUUCUCCUGAGUACUCGUGCUGGAGGUCUUGGUUUGAACUUACAAACAGCAGAUACAGUAAUUAUUUUUGACAGCGAUUGGAAUCCACAAAUGGACCAACAGGCAGAGGAUCGAGCGCAUCGUAUAGGACAAAAAAAGGAAGUCAGGGUUUUUGUAUUGGUUAGUGUUGGAUCUAUUGAAGAGGUUAUCUUGGAACGUGCUAAACAGAAGAUGGGUAUAGAUGCCAAAGUUAUUCAAGCUGGAUUAUUCAAUACAACUUCAACAGCUCAAGACAGAAGAGAGAUGUUGGAAGAGAUCAUGCGCAGAGGUACAAGUUCACUUGGGACAGACGUGCCAAGUGAGAGAGAAAUCAACCGCCUUGCUGCUCGGUCAGAUGAUGAGUUCUGGAUGUUUGAGAAGAUGGACGAGGAGAGAAGGCAAAAGGAGAAUUACCGAUCUCGACUUAUGGAAGAUCAUGAGGUUCCUGAAUGGGCAUAUUCUAAACCUGACAAAGAACAUGAGACCAAAGGGUUUCAUAGCGGAAGUAUAACAGGAAAGCGACGAAGAAAAGAAGUUGUUUAUGCUGAUUCCCUGAGCGAUGUACAAUGGAUGAAAGCAGUGGAAAAUGGAGAAGACAUAUCAAGGCUUCCUGGCAAAGGAAAAAGAAAAAACCACCUUAUAUCAGAGACCAGUGAAGCUAGUAAUAACAGUAAUGGUGUGGAAGAGGAUAAGGUUAUAGAACUAACUGAAACUACACCGCUCGCCAGUGAAGGAACAAGUGAAGAUACCUAUGCUCAGACACCAGCACUGAAGAGACUCAAGUCAGAAGAAGGAACAAGUGCAGAGAGACAUGAUUAUCAAGGUGUUGGUGUAAGUAGUUGGAACGGACAGAUAUUGACAUGGAAAACCCACAAAAAGAAGAGAUCAAGCUACUCUACUCAGGGCUCAUUCUCUGAUUCCAAAGGUCAGAACAGCAAUGGAAGAGGAAAUGGAUGGAGUUGAUCAUAGUUGAUUGAUGAAAGAAAGGAUAAAAUUGUUGUCUAAGUACAUAUUCAGCAGCCCUCUAGAUUGAUUUUGUACAUGGGGUCUAAGCUAACUUAAUAGGGCAGAUCAGACAUUUGGGCAUAUGAAGAUGGCUAAUGCCCACUUACAAUCAAUUAUUUUAUUAUUCUACUUUGUCUUUGCGCUAAUCAGCAACACUGUAAAAUGAUCAAUCACGAAAUGCAUCUCUUAUUUUUGUAA
Messenger RNA from Humulus lupulus (European hop), 3701 nucleotides. RefSeq names its product probable ATP-dependent DNA helicase CHR12. Gene Ontology annotation, molecular function: ATP binding; DNA binding; histone binding. The record is from RefSeq and is a predicted model, not a curated record. Gene Ontology annotation, biological process: positive regulation of transcription by RNA polymerase II. The coding region runs from base 183 to 3461 and encodes 1092 amino acids. NCBI's taxonomy places the organism in Eukaryota, Viridiplantae, Streptophyta, Magnoliopsida, Rosales, Cannabaceae. Gene Ontology annotation, cellular component: nucleus. The transcript is spliced from 12 exons.